AUGGACUCCACACCACCCACAAGCUGUUGGAGAUACCUGGACCCUGAAGGCUACGAGGACCCUGGCAUAAAGAGCUCCCGCAUAUCGCUGGGGGAGAUGAGCACUUCGUCGGUGACCGAUGUGGACCUGGAGGCGGCAGGGAGCAGGAGGCCCGUGUCCCGGCGGGAGACCCAUGAGGUCUUUCGCCGAGACGCCUGCCUGGCCGAGGGUCGCCAGGACCUGCUGCGGGGGGUGGAGGACUUCCUGGAGGCCAGCAUCGUCCUGCCGGGGCUUGUGGGGUCCCCACCAGCGCUGGCAGAGGCACGGGGUGCUGCCACGUGGGUGACGGCACAGGGUGAUGAUGGGUUGACGAUCUUCAAGGAUCACCCGCUAAAGCGGCAAUACAGCGUGAAGGCGGUGGCCGAGCCCAAGGUGCCGGAGCCCAACACGGCGCUGCUGUCCCUCGUCCUCAUGGCCGGCACCUUCUUCAUGGCCUUCUUCCUCCGCAAGUUCAAGAACAGCGUGUUCCUGCCCGGCAAGGCCCGGCGCUUGAUCGGGGACUUCGGGGUGCCCAUUUCCAUCUUCAUCAUGGCGCUGGUCGACUUCUUCAUCAAGGACACGUACACGCAGAAACUGAAUGUCCCCAGAGGGCUGGAGGUCACCAACUCGUCCGCCCGGGGCUGGUUUAUCAACCCCAUGGGGAAGGACAACAGCUUCCCCAUCUGGAUGAUGUUCGCCUCUGCAGUGCCCGCCCUCCUGGUCUUCAUCCUCAUCUUCCUCGAGACGCAGAUCACCACCCUCAUCGUCAGCAAGCCCGAGAGGAAGCUGCUGAAGGGCUCCUGCUUCCACCUGGACCUGCUGCUGAUCGUGGCCAUGGGGGGGGUGGCCGCCCUCUUCGGCAUGCCCUGGCUCACUGCCACCACCGUCCGCACCAUCACCCACGCCAACGCCCUCACCGUCAUGAGCAAGACCAGUGCUCCCGGCGAGAAGUCCCAGAUCUUGGAGGUCAAGGAACAGCGCAUCAGUGGCUUGUUGGUGGCCGUGCUCAUCGGCGUCUCCAUCCUCAUGGAGCCCAUCCUGAAGCACAUCCCGCUGGCCGUGCUCUUCGGCAUCUUCCUCUACAUGGGCGUCACCUCCCUCUUUGGCAUCCAGCUCUUUGACCGCGUCCUGCUCUUGCUGAUGCCACCCAAGUACCACCCCAAGGAGCCCUACGUCACCCGGGUGAAGACUUGGCGGAUGCACCUCUUCACCUUCACCCAGAUCAUCGCCCUCGGGCUGCUGUGGGCGGUGAAGUCCACCCAGGCCUCGCUGGCGCUGCCCUUCGUCCUCAUCCUCACCGUGCCCCUGCGGCGCUUCCUGCUGCCCAAGAUCUUCCGGGACAUCGAGCUCAAAUGUCUGGACGCAGACGACGCGAUGGUGACCUUCGAAGAGGCGGAGGGCACGGACGUGUACGACGAGGUGCAGAUGCCCAGCUAA
Molecule: messenger RNA, 1455 nt
Organism: Opisthocomus hoazin
Lineage: Eukaryota; Metazoa; Chordata; Aves; Opisthocomiformes; Opisthocomidae
Source: RefSeq, a predicted model, not a curated record